Leptonychotes weddellii (Weddell seal) is the source of this 1629-nucleotide messenger RNA. It is a transcript of the gene RASSF7, whose product is annotated as Ras association domain family member 7. The record is from RefSeq and is a predicted model, not a curated record. Gene Ontology annotation, biological process: signal transduction. NCBI's taxonomy places the organism in Eukaryota, Metazoa, Chordata, Mammalia, Carnivora, Phocidae.
GCGGCAGGUUGCGGCGGCGCCCGGCGCCGGGAAGCAGCCGGUUCGAGUCUGCGUCCCGGAGGCCAGCGAGCGCCCAGGACAGGGAUGCUCUCCGGGCUAGCAGCGAUGGAGCUGAAGGUGUGGGUGGAUGGCAUACAGCGCGUGGUCUGUGGGGUCUCGGAGCAAACCACCUGUCAGGAAGUGGUCAUAGCACUAGCCCAAGCAAUAGGCCAGACGGGCCGCUUUGUGCUCGUGCAGCGUCUCAGGGAAAAGGAACGGCAGCUGCUGCCCCAGGAGUGUCCAGUGGGUGCCCAGGCUACCUGUGGACAGUUUGCCAGUGAUGUCCAGUUUGUCCUGAGGCGGACAGGGCCCAGCCUUGCUGGGAGGCCUUCCUCAGACAGUUGCCCACCUCCUGAGCGCUGCCCAGUCCGAGCCAGCCUCCCCCCAAAGCCACGGCCAGCCCUGGGCCACGAGCAGCGCCAAGCACUGACCUUCAGCCUGGGGUGCCCUGGGCUGGCCCCCAGCCCUGCGCUGCCUGAGCCUGUGGCCCCAGUAGCACCAAUCCCAGGCUCCUGUGCAGACCUGCAGAGCCUGGAGCGAAGGGUGCGGAGGAACGCAGUGGAGCUGGGUCAAGAGGCCUUCUGGGAGCAGGAGCUUCGGCGGGAGCAAGCACGGGAGCGUGAGGGGCAGGCGCGCCUGCAGGCCCUGAGCGCAGCCACUGCUGAGCAUGCUGCCCGGCUGCAGGCCCUGGAUGCCCAGGCCCGUGCCCUGGAGGCUGAACUACAUCUGGCCUCUGAGGCCCCUGGGCCCCCCUCACCCACAGCAUCUGCAACUGAACGCCUGCGCCAGGACCUGGCUGCCCAGGAACGGCAGAGCGCACAGGUACAAGGCAGCCUGGCCCUGGUGAGCAGGGCCCUGGAGGCCGCCGAGCACGCCCUGCAGGCCCAAGCCCAGGAACUUGAGGAGCUGAACCGGGAGCUCCGUCAGUGUAACCUGCAGCAGUUCAUCCAGCAGACGGGGGCUGCACUGCCACCACCCCCCCGGCCAGACAGGGGCCCCCUCAGCACACAGGAUCUUCUGCCUCCAGCCAGAGAAGAGCCCCUCACAAGGACCCCUCAGAAUCCUGCUCUAGUGUCCGGCCUGAGUCCAGAGAUUGCCCCAAUGAGGCAGAACUCCUGGAGGUAGCAGCUCUUGCCCUAGAAUGGACAUCCACUGCCAGCCCAGCCCUGGGCUCCAAUGACAUGAGCGAGGGCAGCCAAGGCCAGCCCGACCCGGACAACAGGAGAUUGGCGGUCGCAGAGGAUUCAUUCCCCCAUACAGUGGGAAGCCCUGGUGCCCUGGGUCUGAGACAGAACACCUCAGAGCCCCGGGGUUUCCACUGUGGGGGGCAGGGGGAGGCUGAGGACACUUGCCCUAGUCCUUGCCAAGUCUGCCAAGCCCCCUGGAGAAGCAGGGGGCGGGACCAGCUCAGAAUUCGCUGCGCCCCAAAGGCCAUGGCUCCUUAUUGGGGUUGGGAGAUGUGUGGACACUGCUCGGCCUGUGGGUGUGUGCUUGCAUGUGGGAAGUAUCCUUCCUUGAGCCUGCAUGCACACACGGCGUGCCGCCUCCCCUACCCCAACCCUAAAACCUCAAUAAACUGCCCAGAAUGGC